GAACAAAAAUACACACGACACCAUUCCUUUCCCCACCAAAUCCUCGGAAUCCAACACGUACACACACACGCGUACACAGUAGCAAAAAAACACCACAUCCCUUGCAUUCCACUCCCCAAUAUCAUGAUCACACUCCGCCAUCCCAACUCCACCCUCUCUCCCACUCUUUCGCAGAGGUCUCUGCUACCUCUCCCUAAGAAAGCGAAGAACUAUAAGCGAGAAGUAGAGAAAGAGAGAGAGAAAAACCACCAACCAUGCCUCCCUCCAAACUUCACGCCCUCACCCUCCUCCCCUUCCUCCCAACCGCACUCACCCACAUGCAAAUGAUCGACCCCUCCCCCCUCCGCGACCCCCACAGCAACCGCGCCGCCGAACCAAAAGACUACAACAUCCUAACUCCUCUUCAUGCCGACGGCAGCGACUUCUCAUGUAAAGGAUACCAAUGGAACACGCCCCUCGUCCCCGUCGCCACGUACACCGCAGGCCAAAAGUACAGCAUCACGUUGAAGGGAGGAGCGACGCAUGGCGGGGGGAGUUGCCAGAUCAGCUUGAGCUGCGAUAACGGGGUUCAUUUCAAGGUGCUGGAGAGUAUUGUGGGUGGGUGUCCGCUGAAGAGUACGUACGAGUUUGGGGUUCCGGAGGGGUUGGGAGAGGCGGUUUGUUUGCUUGGUUGGACUUGGUUCAACAAAAUCGGCAACAGGGAAAUGUACAUGAAUUGCGCCGUCGUCAACAUUGUCCCCUCCUCCUCUUCUUCUUCCUCGUCAUCAUCGAAGAAAAGACCCCUCCUCAACAACCGCGACACAAACUCCGCCCAAGCCGCUCUAGGCAACCUCCCCGAUCUCUUCGUCGCAAACCUCAAAGGUAUCAACGACUGCACGACCAAAGAAACAGUUGAUGUGGAUUUCGAUGAACCGGGAAAGAGCGUGAUUUACGGUGAUGGUAUGAGUGCUGGUGCCGCGACUGGGAAGACUGGGGCUUGUACGGGCGUGGGGAGGAAGGGGGCAAGUGGGCCGAUUGCUGCUGGGAGUUCGACGGAUGGUAAUGUGGGAUCUCUGGGGGAAUCUUCUGGUGGGAACUCAGGACAGUGGUCCGGUUCGUCGAGCCUGAAUCAAGGGCAAGAAGCCGGCUCGUCUGGCGCCUCCAGCUCUUCCGGUUCAUCGGGGUCUUCUUGCGCUCUGAAUGAUGGUCAAUGGCACCCCAACGGCUGCGGUGACAAUGCUGCUCAAUUAUCUCCCAGCGCGAGUACAGACUUGAAGCCGGUCGCUUCUGUCGCUGUGUUGGAACCAUUGCCGCAGCCUGUUUCCGAUUCGAUGGCGGGUAUGGACAUGUCGUCCGACGUGUUGUCUAAUGAGUCGAAGCCCAAGGUUCAACAAGAGCUGGAUACAUACCUUGCAAGUCUGGGAGACGAGAAUGGAAAGGUCGCUUCAGCUAGUGAGGGAACAGCGAACCAAGUCUCCAAUGCCGGAUCUGAAUCUCUUCCUGAGGCGAAGAAGCCAGAAACUGCAGCAGUUCCCCAAAAUCCAGAAAAGCAAUCUGGCAAGUCGCACACUUCCAAUAGCAAAGCCAAACCCGCCCAAAAGCCCAACGCACUAUACGAGUCAUCAAGCAAGAAAGAAGCAUCUUCUUCGCCAUCAGAGAACGCAGAUGAACCCACUUACCAUGCCGACUACAACUCAGGAACCUACAAUCGCCAACAGUACAUCCCCAGCCAAGUCGACACACCAACAUCCACUCCCCAAGCAAUCCCACAAGAAGCAGCUCCCGUCCAAAACUGCGGCUCUUCCAGAAUCACAUACGCCUCCAACGACGUCUCGCAAUACCUCCCUUGCAAACCAGGAGCCCUCCUCUGCAAAUCCCCCACAGAAUUCUACACCUGCACGCAAGACGCAAACGCAGUAUGGAGCUACGGCGCCCUGCGCAUUGUCGCAAAAGGCAUGGAAUGCCAACCACACCUCUCCACGCCCGGCACAUCCCACAAGUUGAAAAGACGUCGUCGUGUCGGUCGACGACAAGCUCCUUCGUCGUCGUCGUCCACGCAGACUCCGCCUGCGCCGAGCGCGGUCCCAACGCCGACCUCGAGAUCCGAAGCUGGUGCAGCAGCGGGCGAUGGCACCGACGACGAUGUGCGCAAGUUUUUUGGUCCCAUGCCCGCUGGGUACGAGAAGAGUUGGCCGGUUGCUAAGGAUGGAGGAGAGGAUGUUGAGGAAGGGGCUUCGGCGACGCCGGGGCCUUCGAAAUCUUCAAAGAAGCCUGCUGGUAGUGGGAAGAAGGCUAAGGAUGGUAAUGAGAUGAGCUCGAAACCGCCGUCGAAGACUGGGACCGAGGGGAAGAAAGGAAGCGCGAAGACGACACCGGCUCCGAAGAAGACCAAGGAUGGUAUAGACACCCCGAAACCGCCGUCAAAAACUACGCCUGAGGGGAAAAAAGGAAACGCGAAGACAACGCCAGCUUCGAAGAAGACGAAGGAUGAUAAGAAGAGCACUUCAAAACCGCCGUCAAAGACUGGAAUCGAGGGGAAGAAGGGAAGCGCGAAACCCACGCCAACUCCAAAGAAAGGAGCAGACGGUAACAAGACAACCUCGAAACCGCCAUCCAAAACCGCGCCCAAAGGAAAAGGAGAAAAAAGUAGCAUGAAGACGACGCCGGCCCCAAAGAACGCAACAACCAGUAAGACCAAGAAGAAAAGCGCUCCAUCGACAUUAAAAAGAGUCGUGCGUUGGCCGCGACGAAUGGAAAUCAGAGCAGAGAAGGACCGCGCCUCUUCUUCCCCUUCAUCCCUCCCAUCUACCAAAAACGCAAAAGCCCCCCUCAACAACGUCGCCGAAAAAGAUCAAUCUGCACAUCCGACUCCUGCCUCCACCCCCUUCGCGAAACCGAACCCCGCAAGCAGCAAAAAACCCACAAAAGACAUGGGGAAGGGAAAAGAAAAGACCAAACCCGCGUUGUCCUCAUCAUCAUCAUUCUUUACCUCCUCAAAAAGCAAACCCAGACCAAAAUCCAAAUCCAAAUCCACAGAAGAAGAAGAAGAUGAUGAUGGUGAUGACGGAGGAGAAGGGGGAGGGAAGAAGAACUCGAUCCCACGACCACAAUACGUUUCCGCGCCCGGCGACGGCACCGACGACGACGUAGAAUCGUUGUUUCCAGGUCUCGCGCCGCCGCAGGACGCCAUGUAUGAUGGCCUGGAAGAUCCGAAUGCAGCAGCACCACCUUCAUCAUCAUCAUCAUCAUCCACCCUUUCUGCCUCUUCGUCGUCGGUGAAGAUAAUAGCGAAUUACCUCCGACCCAGCUCAACCAUCGCUAGUACUUCCAUUACUUCCACUCUUCCUCCUUCUACUCCUACUCCUCUAUCUACAAACACCUCUACCGCUACUGCUUCUUCCUCCUCCUCCUCCUCCUCCCCCAAAAGCGAAUGGCAAGACGGAACUUUCUUCCCCCCACCACCUCUACCCUUCUCAUCACCAGCACCACCAACAACCCCAGCCCCUACAAAAUCAAAACCAUACCCACCAACCCUCAGCGACGAAAUCGCCGCAUCGAUCCUACCUUAUUUCUUUGGCCACAGGCCCGUUGUUCCCGAGGGUGUGGAGCUCGUGUGGCCUGGUGUGCCGACGCCGAAGGCGGGAGCUUCACGGGUGAAGAGGGAAGAUUCAGCAAGGAGGGGGUGUGCUGGGAGGGUUGGAGAGGAGGGGGGUGUGAGGGAUGAUUUGUAUGUUGGAAAGGUAGGGUAG
Periconia digitata is the source of this 3728-nucleotide messenger RNA. Lineage: Eukaryota; Fungi; Ascomycota; Dothideomycetes; Pleosporales; Periconiaceae. The record is from the annotation of a GenBank genome assembly.